Ziziphus jujuba (common jujube) is the source of this 937-nucleotide messenger RNA. Its product is annotated as cyclin-D3-2. The record is from RefSeq and is a predicted model, not a curated record. NCBI's taxonomy places the organism in Eukaryota, Viridiplantae, Streptophyta, Magnoliopsida, Rosales, Rhamnaceae. The transcript is spliced from 2 exons. Bases 81 to 497 code for a protein of 138 amino acids.
GAGUACAAAGAAAAAAGGAAGAGAAAGUGAGACAGAAUGGCGAACAGAGCUUGGGAGAGAGAUGAUUUGUGUAAUGAGUAAUGCAAUUUUUAAAGUCUCUAAACUCAAGAGCGAGGGAAAAUGACUUAUUCUGGGAAGAUCAUCAGCUUGACUCUCUAAUCCCUAAAGAGGAAGACACCCAUGUCUGUUUCAACGAUUUGAGCUCAAAUGGUGCUUCAUUGAUGGCUCGGAAAGAAUCUGUGGAUUGGAUUUUGACUGUUAAGGCGCACUAUAGGUUUUCUGUUGUGGUCGUUGUUCUUGCCAUGAACAUCUCCCGUAGAAGCGUUUCUUCAUCUUCUUCUUCUUCUUCGAGCUUCGGCCUUUUCUGUAAUUCUUCCAACACAAAGAAGCAUUUCAGUGUUGACGAGUUAAGGAAGCUUUUGUUUGACAAGGAUGCAUACCAUCAAUUUUUACUUUCGCUCGAUCAAGUUAAAAUUCAAAAUAAUAUACAUACAUAAGUUUUUUCUCUUAUUUGGGAAUCUAUCUAUAGUACUUAAGUGCAUAAAGUGCAUGCAUCAACCCCUUUUUAAAAUGCUUGUUAGUGAAUAUUGGGUAUUGUGCUAAUACAAUGACUUUUGUGCUUGAUUUAUAUGGUUUAUUAAUGAGCAUGGUGGUUUAUGCCUUCCCAAUAUAUAGUAGUUUCGCUAUUGUGAUACUUGAGUCUAUGUUCUGAUUAUUUUUCCUAGAUAUUUUUUUGCAACUUGACAAUUAUCAGCUUAGAGAUGAAAUUCGCAAAGAAACACUGCAGCUAGCGAGUUAUUCUUUUCUUGUUAUCUACUAGUUUUUGUUAUAUCAGUCAUGCACAAUUGGAUUAUGCAUGGAGAAAUCUGCUAGUUCUUUUUUUUUUUUUAAUUAUAUAUACAUCAUUCAAGCACAAUUGAAUUAUGCAUGGAGAAAC